Molecule: messenger RNA, 8365 nt
Organism: Loa loa (African eye worm)
Lineage: Eukaryota; Metazoa; Nematoda; Chromadorea; Rhabditida; Onchocercidae
Product: SNF2 family domain-containing protein
Exons: 50
Coding region: 79-7761 (2560 amino acids)
Cellular component (GO): Swr1 complex
Molecular function (GO): ATP hydrolysis activity; histone binding; ATP binding
Source: RefSeq, a predicted model, not a curated record
GUUGCAGGAUUUUGGAGGGUUGCGGAAAUCGAAGUGAAAAUGCGUUAUGAUUGUUAAUUUGACAUCUGCUAGUCAAGUAUGAGUAAUGCUCCUCGCUCCUUCCGUCGUUCACGACGUAACGCUAACACAGCAACAACAAGCACAACGCAUCCAGAUGACGUGAUAUCGGCGGAUUCAUCAGGUGGCGACACGUCACCUCCUACUCGACGACGUCGUCUUAAUAGUGACGAUCCUAUGGAGGGAUGUUCAAAAAGGGAAGGGGUCAGUACGAGAAGGAAAACGGAUGCGAAAAUAGAGCUGGGCAUCCGGCUUAUAGCCCAGAUGCGACUCAUCCAUAAUACUAGAAAAACUGUUGCAUUAGAGAGGACAAGUAUUGGAAAUGAAAGUAAGGGUCAAAUUGAUGCUGGGAUUGUUGGCAACGAAUUGACAUUUGAAAAUGGAGCAAGCUACGGAAUGUCUCUGGAUUCGCUGUUAGGUCCAGAAGCGAAACGAGAGGAUAUCAUCACUCGAAAGCAACAUGUCCGAUCAAUUCUGGAUGCAUCAGAAACGUCUCUUUCUCCCAUUGAAAUAAAAGUGGAAGAAAAUAGCGCAGCAUCGCCUUGUUCUUCAUAUUUGGAGCAACAACCAUCCACUUCAACAGUUGCAGCACAUCCAGCAUCUUCGAUACCUUCAGCUACUGCACAUUCUACACCUCGAAGUUCUUCAGCGGCUGGAGUAGAGUCAAGUGUUGAACGAGUAGCUAAACAGGAAGCUCAAGUAUUAGCACGAAUUGCCGAACUUCGAAGACAAGGCCUCUGGACAGCAUCUCGGUUACCGAUGAUUGAAAUGCCUCCACGAAAUAAAACACACUGGGACUACUUGCUGGAAGAAAUGCGCUGGAUGGCCAUAGAUUUUCGUCAGGAGCGAACUUUUAAACGUCAGGCAGCGAAAAAGUUCUCAUCUCAAAUUGCACGGAUGUUACGGGAUCGAGAGCAAGAAAAAGAACGAUCGGAACAGCGAGCCGUGAGAGAAGCAAAGCGUGUUUGUGCUCUUAUCGCAAAAAUGGUUCGAGACUUCUGGCAGAAUGUUGACAAAGUGGUUGAUUUGCACGCACAGGAAAUAAUCGAAUCAAUGAAGCGGAAAGCGUUAGACCAGCAAUUGGAAAUGAUGGUAGGUCAUGCUGAUAAAUUGAGUGAAAUGGUGCAGGAAGGUUUGAUAGGCGAAAGAUCGAGCAGAGCAUCGUCAUUGCGGAGUGGUGAUAUUACUAAAGAUGAGGAUGCCGCAAGUUUUUCAACCGAUUCGGAUGAUAUUUCAAUUUCGGAUACUGAAGCAGUGGAUGGGAAUGUCGAGGAGGAAAUGCAGGGAUUGGUGGCCGAAGGAAGUCUUGAACUUGAUGAUUUUCUUGACUCGCUUCCACGUGGGUAUCUGGAAAGUCUUUCAAAAUCUAAACAACAGCAGGGCUUGCUUGGGCCUACGCAGGACACAUCCACCGAUUAUAAACACCCAGAAGGAAGUGAAGUUUCUACUGAAUACACAGCAUCGGAAAUCACACAGGAGGAAGAUUCGACACGUCAUAGUGCAUCCAUUACGCAAAGCAUUUCUUCGGUAUCGGAAAAAGAAACUCCUGAUCCUACACAAAUAGAAAAUACAGAAAAAAGUGCUAUAGGCGCUGCGAUAAACUAUGAUCGGCUGACAUCAGAGAGUCGUGAAGAGCGACAAAAAGAGUUAGCAAAUAUUGCGGAGGAAGCUUUGAAAUUUCAGCCAAAAGGAUUCACCUUAGAAACGACGCAAGUAAAGACGGAAGUACCACAUCUGGUUAGGGGUGCGUUGAGGGAAUAUCAAAUGGUUGGCUUGGAUUGGUUAGUGACUUUAUACGACAAUGGUUUGAACGGCAUCUUAGCUGAUGAAAUGGGUUUAGGAAAAACAAUACAAACGAUAGCAUUGCUUGCACAUUUGGCAUGCAAAGAAUAUAUUUGGGGUCCGCAUCUCAUUAUUGUACCAACAUCAGUGAUCUUGAAUUGGGAAAUGGAAUUUAAAAAAUGGUGCCCAGCUUUCAAAUUACUCACUUAUUUUGGUAAUCAAAAAGAACGAGCUGAGAAACGGAAAGGGUGGUCUAAAACGAAUGCUUUCCAUGUUUGCAUUACUUCAUACAAAAUUGUUACCCAAGAUAUUCGGUCAUUUAAACAUAAGACUUGGCAGUAUUUUAUCCUGGAUGAGGCACAAAAUAUCAAAAAUUUCAAAAGUCAGCGUUGGCAAACGUUACUAAAUAUCCGUGCGCGCCGUCGUUUACUUUUGACGGGUACACCACUGCAGAAUUCUUUGAUGGAGCUGUGGUCACUUAUGCACUUUUUGAUGCCAGCUAUUUUUGCAUCACAUAACGAUUUCAAAGAUUGGUUUAGUAAUCCUCUUAAUGAUAUGAUGGAAGGUAAUGCAGAAUGGAAUGCUUCUUUAAUACAAAGGCUUCAUAAAGUGCUCAGGCCAUUCAUUUUGCGACGUUUGAAAAGUGAUGUGGAAAAGCAGUUGCCAGAGAAAACGGAACAUAUUAUCAAAUGUCCUUUAUCAAAGCGACAGCGAUGUCUUUAUGAUGAUUUCAUGUCCAGAAGAUCGACGAGAGAAAAUUUGCGAUCAGGCAGCGUUAUGUCAGUAUUGAAUAUUGUUAUGCAGCUCCGGAAAUGUUGCAAUCAUCCGAAUUUGUUUGAACCGAGGCCGAUAUUGUCACCUUUUGUAAUGCAGCGUCUUACGAUUACUUUGCCGGGUAUACUGUUAGACGUUUGUCAAGGAAAGGGCCUCGAAGAAAUGGAUGUUUUGGAUCUUUUCAAAUUUUCGUCCUCACUUGGCUCUCUCUUUGCGUGCAGCGAAGGACGUCGUUUAGCUAUUGAUGAACAAAUGUUGAACGAUCAUCUUACAAGCCCAGUGGAUGUACCAAUGCCAAAUUUAGGAGGGUUUCAUUUCUCACGACCACCACCGCAGCAGCAUCCACAACCGCAAACGAGAGAAGGAUCAAAAGUUUUCAUGCCAGUCCCAUUGCCAGCAGCAGGCAUUCCACGAGGAAAUGAGCUGUACGUUUCGGUUGAUGAUCUUGGCAAUGCACGGGUUUAUCAACUGGUGGUUGAUAGUACUGGUGGUCAUACAGUUCGUGAAUGUGAGCCAAGUUCUGUACCUAGCAGCCGUCUCUUAGUUUCUGGUGCAAGAACUUCGCAAAGCACCGCUUCUGUUGCUCCUGCUGCCAGGACAUCAGCUGGAACUUCAGCGCAACCAACACUGCAAAUAUCACCAAAACUUUUGUCUGCGAAACAGAACACAGUCGAAUCAACUACAUCCUCAUCUACAGCUGUUCCGUUACUCAAACCAGUAUUUCGGUCCACAACGGUUUUAUCACAAACGCGCUCUUCAACCGAGACUUCUGCAAAGGGUACUGGGACAGUGAACAAUGGCUGUACCUCACUUCCUGAAACUCAUAUUGCUGCAACAUUCCCGAUAAGUCGAGCACAACAGGUGAAGUUAUUGGAGCCAGAAUGUGCUAGUGUGGGUAGUGCCAGCAAUGCAGUUGAUACCAACCGAGUUCAACUCGGAGUGAUGGAAGCUGAUGAGAAACGAACCAUAGUUGUUGCAGAACAGGUCGCUGAAAAAUCAGACUUAUAUGAUUUCCUUAUUUUGCCAGAUACAUCGAGAGCUAUGGAACAGAGAAAGAUGGAAAGGUUGCAACGUUGUGCAGCAGUUUGCUCUCGACGUUUAUUAUUCCCCAAUGUUUGUCGCACACCGUUGGUAUCAGAUGAGCUAUUAGCUGUCAUCAAAAGAGAGCUUGGUCGGAAGAAACAUCGUCGUUAUAAUUCGUCAACAACAGAUUCGUUGGGAUGGUUGGUACAAUCGUUGACUGAUUGGACUAGUGAUGCAUCGCAAAGGUUCACCGUUUUCGUACAUGGCGCUCUGGCAGAUGAACCUGAUUUGCAAAUUAGUACUACUGGAUGUCAUGCCUACAUGCGAAAAGAAUGGGAUGAUUUAAAUGAAGAAUGUCAUCGCAUAGUGCUGAAUUCUGACAGACUAUUUUCUCUUAUUGAUAUGAUGCAGAAGCUGCAAUUUCCGGAACUGCGGUUAAUUGAAUAUGAUUGUGGUAAACUGCAAGUACUUAACAGCCUGUUGCGUGAUCUCUUCCUGUACAAACAUCGUUGUCUAAUUUUUACGCAAAUGGCACGAGUUUUGGAUAUCUUACAAGCUUUUCUUUCGUUCCACGGUUAUCAGUAUUUUCGACUGGAUGGAACGACCGGCAUUGAACAGAGACAGGCAAUGACCGAACGCUUCAAUGCCGACCCAAAGAUAUUCUGUUUCAUUCUAUCAACUCGAUCAGGUGGCAUUGGUGUUAAUUUGACUGGAGCAGAUACCGUGAUUUUCUAUGAUUCCGAUUGGAAUCCAACGAUGGAUGCGCAAGCGCAAGACCGCUGUCAUCGUAUUGGACAAACACGAAACGUCACAAUCUACCGUUUAGUUAGUGAACGAACAAUUGAAGAAAAUAUUCUGCGAAAAGCGAUGCAGAAACGACGUCUUGGUGAAAUGGCCAUUGACGAGGCAGGAUUUACACCAGAAUUUUUCAAAGGUGAUAAUGUAAGGGAUUUGUUCGAGGGUGUUGCAAAUGUAGUCGACGUCGUUGCUCCAGUUACUGUGGCAGAUAAUAAAGAAAUUGAAAAAGCCAUGGCAACAGUUGAAGAUAUACAGGAUGUUCAUGCAGCACAGCGAGCAAAUGCUGAAGUAGAAGCAGAUAUUGCGGAGUUCGAUGAAAAUGUUCUAGCAUCUUCCGUUGAGAACAAUCAAGAAAAAAUAGAAUCCAAAUAUUUAGAACUAAUAAAUCAGUUAAAACCAAUCGAACGGUAUGCAGUAAAUUUUUUGGAAGCGGAAUAUAAGCCAGAAUUUGACGAAGAAGUAAAAGAAGCUAAGGCUAUGAUUGAUUCAAAGAAGGAUGAAUGGAUGAAAGCUCAAGAGGAUGCGAUGGAGGAAGACAAUGGUGAACAGCAGAGCGAUGAUGAGAUCUCAUUGACAUAUCUUACUGGAUCCGAUGUUCCUGGUUCUGUGGACGAGGUAAUUUGCUUGGACAUACCUGGCGAAGAAAUGCUGACCUGGCUACCGCCGUCACCUCCACCUUCUGAUAGCGGUGACGAUAUAUACUAUGAUUCAACCGGUGAAUACUGGUUUGAGCAGUUACCGAUGGCUGAAUGUCGCCUACCAACUACAGUUCACGAGCUUCACCGGCCUCGACCACUUACACCAACUUCAUCACUUGUUCCGGAGCAAUUUGUACCGGAAAUUAUAGUUCCACCAUCGGCAUCAUAUCAAAUGGCGCCCGGUACAAUGUCAGCAAGUGUUGCAAUGCCACCAAUUGUUGCACUGCCUCCGUCACCAACUGGCAUGUGUACUGUAGCUAGUGGUAUUGUCCGUGACAUCGUAUCAUCUCCUACUGCGUCGCUUUCAUCAGUUUCGCAUGAACGUGGUAUAAAUUUAAUGCCUCAAACGGGUGUAUCAUCUGGUGCUGCUUACCUUGAUACAUCAAAUCUAUUACGGCCUGCUACACCUUCUCGUUUGCCCGGUUCUGUUGAUGACGCAAUUGAUAGCGUGCGAAAAUCGGCACAAAAAGCGUUAUCCGUACAAGGUACACAAAGAUCUCAAACUGGAAGCGGUCGCCCCAGCUUGCUUGAUAGUCGGUGUGGGAAAACUGAAUUACGACGUCCUUUCACACCACCUCCGCGUCAUCGCGAAGCGAUCGAUUACGAUGGAACGGAAUGGAGUAUUGCGGAAGAUUAUGAGGCGCUCAUGAUUCUAACUGAAUUACAACGACUACCGAAUCAUUUACAUUCAUCGAAAAUUGGGCAGUACGCAAAUUGGGACAUGGUGUCGGUUUUGCUGGGCACAUCAUCGGAAAUUUAUCGUUCACCGCGUCAGUGCUCACUGCAUUAUCAAAUGGUUGUGCAGCCACGUGAAGAGGGACGUAUGGUUACGUUGGAUCCAAUAACGAAGAAAACUCGGAGAGUUCCCCUGUCGACCGGAGAAAUGAUUCACAUGAAACGUGGGCGUACGAAAACCGAUCAGCAAUAUUUGGCAGACAUUCUUAAGCUCAUGUCAAGUCAAUAUGAAAAAAAAGUUAAAGCACUGAAAGCAGCAUCACUAAAGCAAACUGUAUUAUUCCGUCCAAAAACGACUGAUGACGAUACGGAAAAGUGGUGUCCAACACAAUCCCAUGAAUUGAAAUUUGCUGAACUGGGGAUACGAUAUGAUGCUACAACAACCUGUUCUGAUGUAGUUGAUUAUCGCAAUGAACGACGUGAGAAAUUACGCGAGCAGGAUCGGGAACGCUCGCGCUUGAAGGAAGAAGAGGAGCAAAAAAGAGAAGCCAUGGUUAUGGAACAGCAACGAAGUCAUGAACAGAAAUUAAUUCGUAAAGAGUCGGCAGUUACUGCAAUCCCUGGUAUUAUACAUUAUCAGAAAGUAAGUUAUGGAGCUGUCAUGGAACAUGCACAGCAACAACUUGCUGUCGUUUCAACACCAGUGAUGAGCACCCCUGCUGCUUCGACUGUGAGAACCUAUACUUCUGGUAGUUGUGUUCAAGGUCAGCUUGUAAACAGUAUUUCUGGACAAAGUACAGCAUAUGCAGGUGAUGCGCCUCAAGUAAUUGUUAGUCAACGAACAUAUGUUGACCACCCGCAAGUGGCUGUAUCCGGUGCUGCACCUGGUGCUCACCAGAUCAGUACUCGACGUGUUGCGAUUUCGGUUGGCUCGGGAACUUCAACUCAGCAUCAGAUCAUUAUGACUGGGGGUGCACAGAUGGGAUCAUCUGGUGCACAACAACCCUACGCUGUUGUUGUUAAUUCUCAAGAUACUCUUUCCGGACAGCAGCUUGGUAGUCGUUUUCAGUACACAACGCGACAAGAAGGUGUGAGUGAGCGACAGACUGUUUAUCGAACAAUACCAUCAGCUGGAACAAAAAAAGGGCUUUCUAUGCCCACUUCACAGAGGAUCGCGACUGGAUAUGGAACAUCUCUGGAAGCACAACAGCAGAUAUAUGCAACUACGUCACAUGCUGGACGGACGCUGAUUAUGUCGCAAGGCGAUGGUUCACAGCUAAGUGAAACGGGUCAAAUACAAAUGAUUCGACCACAAAUCCAAACUGGCGGAAUAUCUAUGCGACAGGAUGCUCGAUCUAAAAUAAAUCAGCGAGCACCGAGUCGUUUAUAUGUCACAACAGCUGCCGGCGAUAGAACUUAUCUGAUGCCGCAAUCACAGGUGCGAAUGAUGCCUAGUGGACAACGAAUUACACAAAAACGUACUGCAGGCGCAAUACAUGCGAAAACAAUUGGUGGACAACCGCAGGUUGCUAUGAUGUUACCACGUGGGAGUCCCGUCCAACAGAUACGAACAAUACCACGCAAUAUUGGUUAUCAGAGCUCUCGAGUUCCAUCGAUUGGACUAGUUAUGAGUAGUAAUUCAAGGAGCAAUGAAAUUGUUACUGGUUCUGCAACAAGCAAACAGUUACCAUCUGCUAGUGGAAUUUCGCGACAAACCAUAUCUAGUGCUUCAUCAGGUGCCAGGCAGUUAACGGUUGCGGUGCAAGGUGUUGGCAAUUCGACCCCCACUAUUUUACAAGAUCAUCCAGUGAGCAUUCCAGCCCAGCAAACACAAUACCUACCGCCAAUAACUCUUUCAAAUCAAGCUAGUGUUCAGCAACGUUAUGUAACAUCGCAACCAUCAACUGUUAGUGGAAACACACCCUCAGUUGGUAAUGCCACAGGUGGAAUGUAGCUGUUCCACGCAGAUAUCUCGUAAAGACAUUGAUCUUUCAUGCUUUGCCCGUCCUUUGGUAAUUAUGAUUGUAAUCAUUAUUUCAAGUAUUUCAAGUCUUGGCUACGCGUGCACUCAUAAAAAUUAUAGUCACUGCUGUUUAAGUUAACAAUUUUUCCUGUAAAGUUUCACAUAAUUGUAAUACUACUUCAUUUUUGUAAAGUUAAAAAUUUCUGAUGAAACUUUUUAGAAGCUGAUCUCAGUCAUUUCAUUUACGCUUUCAUUGUAUCUGCCUAUUUUUCUGUUCUUACUGUAUAAAAAGAAAUUUUCCAGUUUUAAUCUGCAUAAAAUGCAGUUCAUCUGCCUCAUAUAUAAAUAAGCUGUUGCCUUUCCAAUAUUCAUGCAGAUCGUUAUUCGUAUACUGAAAUUUUCUUAACAAUUUCCAGUUCAUCAACAGUAAUUGGUAAAUACCAUUAUUGUUCUUAUUCUCUUUUUUCUUUUGAUUUGCCAAUUUUUCAUUGAUAAUUUAUCUUUGUCCUCAAUGAUUUAUUUGUCAACUGGAUAUUGGUUUUAUAUAUUUUUUUAUGGCUAAGGGAGUUUAACAUUAGCUGAUUAUCAUCUCUCG